Brassica napus (rape) is the source of this 1571-nucleotide messenger RNA. Its product is annotated as protein PELOTA 1. NCBI's taxonomy places the organism in Eukaryota, Viridiplantae, Streptophyta, Magnoliopsida, Brassicales, Brassicaceae. Gene Ontology annotation, cellular component: cytoplasm. The record is from RefSeq and is a predicted model, not a curated record. The transcript has 17 exons. Gene Ontology annotation, biological process: nuclear-transcribed mRNA catabolic process, non-stop decay; nuclear-transcribed mRNA catabolic process, no-go decay; RNA surveillance. Bases 47 to 1195 code for a protein of 382 amino acids.
AUUUUGUAUGGUGAGAAACUACUAAAAUACGUAUUAUUAUUUUUGAAUGGAGGUGCGGGGUAUUCGAACCCGGUACCUCUCAGACACGAAGCGAAAGGAAGCUGCGAAAUCGAAACUCUGUAGCUCUCGACCCCUUUCGCGUUCAAGAUUUCGACUCAUCCCUUGGCCGUUGCAACAGAUGAAGAUCGUUCGCAGGGAUUAUGUUCGUAAUGGACCCGGAAGCGUUAAGAUGGUGGCUGAGGACUCGGAUGAUCUCUGGUAUGCUUAUAAUCUGAUUUCCACUGGCGAUAGUGUCAUGGCUGUCACUUUUAGAAAGGUUCAGAGAGAGGUACCUGGUGGGGGAAGAGACUCUGAACGUGUUAGACUGAAGCUGGAAGUACAAGUUGAGGAGGUGGACUAUGACAAAGAUGCGUCUGUUUUGCGCAUACGUGGGAAGAAUAUCCUGGAGAAUGAGCACGUCAAGAUUGGUGCCUUCCAUACUCUGGAGAUUGACCUGAAACGACCUUUUGUAUUGAGAAAGGCAUUUUGGGACUCAUUGGCUCUUGAUACACUCAAGCAGGCCUCAGAUUCGGCAGCCAGUGCUGAUCUAGCUGUAGUUCUAAUGCAAGAAGGACUUGGACAAAUAUUCCUCGUCGGCAGAAGCGUGACAAGUAGCCGUGCACGAAUAGAGACAUCAAUUCCUAGGAAGCAUGGACCUGCAAUUGCUGGUUACGAGUCUGCUUUGAAGAAAUUCUUUGAGAAUGUUCUGCAGGCCUUUGUGAAACAUGUUGACUUCAGUGUCGUUCGCUGUGCAGUGAUUGCAAGUCCCGGCUUUACAAAGGACCAGUUUCAUCGUCACUUAUUAUUGGAAGCAGAGAGAAGACAGUUGAGAGCUAUAAUCGAGAACAAAUCGCGUAUAAUUCUGGUGCACACAAACUCUGGAUAUAGACAUAGCCUGGGAGAGGUUCUAAAUGCUCCCAACGUGAUGAAUAUGAUCAAAGAUACUAAAGCAGCAAAAGAGGUCAAAGCUCUCAACGAUUUCUUCACCAUGCUUUCAAAUGAUCCAGCUCGGGCAUGCUAUGGACCAAAACAUGUAGAAGUUGCUCAUGAACGAAUGGCAGUCCAAACACUUCUCAUCACGGAUGAGCUUUUCAGGAACUCUGACGUAAAAACAAGAAAGAAGUAUGUGGAUUUAGUGGAGUCGGUGAAAGAUUAAGGAGGAGAGGCUUUUAUAUUUUCGUCCAUGCAUGUUUCAGGGGAACAGUUGACACAGCUUACUGGAAUUGCAGCUCUUCUCAGGUUCCCUUUACCAGACCUCGAAGACAUUGAGAUGUAAAAUAUAUCUUCUUCGGGUAUAGAAACCAUAGAAAGAUCAUAUACGUCUCACUACUUAUUAGCCUGUCUUUAUAGUUUUCAAGAGAGAUUUGUAUUGUGUGGUUCAAAAAGGCAACUCUUACAUUAAGUUCGAUCAGUCGUUGCUGUUGUGCAACGUUUAAGAAACACUAUACGUUGAGCCUUUGUGAGCAAUAAAACAUAUUUGUGGAGCACACAAUAUAUGAUACAACUAUAGUCAUUGCUAGACUAUGAUUUUC